This is a messenger RNA of Talaromyces stipitatus ATCC 10500, 2000 nucleotides long. RefSeq lists its product as uncharacterized. Lineage: Eukaryota; Fungi; Ascomycota; Eurotiomycetes; Eurotiales; Trichocomaceae. The coding region runs from base 65 to 502 and encodes 145 amino acids. The transcript has 3 exons. The record is from RefSeq and is a predicted model, not a curated record.
GCACUGGAAAUCUUGUUUUCACUUUCUAAUUCAUACACGCUUAUUAAGAAACUUGGCAUCCAACAUGGACCAAAAGCACAAACAAUACGUCGAAACCCUACACAUAGGCCACGUCCGACCGGAAGAUAUCCCAUGGCGGAGAUUGGGGCAAUACCUUUACAGAAUUCUAGAAGAUGGAUCACAGACGCAGAUGCGUCUCUGUAUGAUCGAGAGCCUGAUUCCCCCUCGCAGUGACGGGCCGGUAUUUCACUUUCAUGAAAUGCAUGACGAAGGAUUCAUUGUCACGGUAAGCAAUGCCUAUCCGAGUGGUAUAACCUCGUCAAACAUCGUUAACGGGAUCUUCAGAAGGGCAAGAUCCGCUUCCACACCCCCGGUGCGCCGCCAAUUGAUGCCAAGGCGGGCGACAUCAUCACUGUCCCGAUUCGUCUUCCCCACAAAUUCAGCAACCCCUUCGACGAAGAAGGCGUCUUCAUCAACACGAUUACUCCAGGUUUCUUUGUGAGAUACUUCGAGUAUCUAGAACAACUCAUAGGAGAGGGUACAAAGCUCACAACAGAAGCAAAUAUAGCGGCUUUGAAACGAUUCGCGACUGUUCCACUAGAUGAAGACACGAUUAUGAAUUUGAUUGAGGAAAGUAAAGCCAACGGAGACGAUGGAGUUGACAUCGACAUAUAGUCAGUUUGAGGUUCAGACCUUCAUUAGAGAACACUACUUGUUGUGAUCUUGUUUGCUUGAAACAUAUGUGUCUUGUGAUCUCUUUUUAAAGAUCGAACAAUUACAAUCAUGAGUAACUUGAAACAGCUUACCCGCCAAGGGGCUCAAAGACCGUCGAACCCUGGUCGGUAUGACAAGUAGAUAUUGGAGCUUAAUGGGUAAAAUUUGCCUCCUGAAAAGAAAUUUUACAUUCUCGAUUAUGAAACCUCCGGACUAGCCAAAUUUCUAAGCUGACAAUAAAAUAUCGAAUAGGCCUGAGAUACGUAGCUAUACUAACUAGCUUCAAAACAGAAUCUACGAAGACUCCUCCUGUGCCUUUUUCUUCAGCCCACAAUACCAAAACAGCGUACCAAGCGGUGGCAACACGACCUCCUCGCCAUUAGUAAAUGUCCAUUCACUCAAAUCCAAAUCGCGCUGACGGCGAAUGAGAUUAAAUGUUUCUUCGGGCGUUCGCCCUCUGAUGCAAGAAACAACGCCGUCGAAAACGUAAUAUAUCGGAAAUAAGGGGAUGAGAUAUGUGAAAAUCAAGUGGAAAGGGGACCACCAGUAUUCUAUCCAGGUGGUACUCAAUGCGCCGAACAAGGAAGCAGUUGCGGUAUAUAUGAUCGAGGGAAGAGUGCGAUGUGUGAUUUCGAAGAUCCUACAAAAAAACGAUUCUGGUGAGUAUUUUGUUCGCCCGCUGUGAAGGGGUCAGCCUACAGGAACGCAUCUGCAGAUUCUAUGGCGCUUCGAAGAACCUUCUCGGCCUCUGGGUCAUCGAAAUGAUGGAAGCAUAAAUUGAAAAUCCGGCACUCCUUCUUUUCCGGUCCGGCGAUCCUCACAGCCUUAGACGCGUCGAUAGGUUCUUCAAUAUACGAUAUAUUCAUGCUCUGCGCGGAAAGUGACUGCCAAGCCUCGAGGUAUGGCGCCCAAUCAGUCAGAACAAAUCGCACUGGAGUGUGGCCGCCUGCCUCCAAUUGCUUGUUGAUGUACUUCUCAAAAUACGGGGUUGGACCUCCGGCACCAGCACAGGAAUCUACAAAAGUAAAUUCAGCGGCAGCGCCGAUGCCACCGACGGAGUCAAGAAGGAUGUUGCAUGCUUGUGUAGCGAGGGAAUAUCCUCUUCGGGAUUUGAUUUGCCAUAGGCGAGCAAGGGAUGCAUGAGCGUGGUCACGAAGCCAAGAUGGACACCAGGAUGUGUCUUCGAUCUCAGUGAGAUGAAAGCGAGGGAAUAGGACCCGAGACAUUGCAAACUCAGAAUUUGAAGUUCCAGCUUCUGGAGUAAUCGUUGAAGGGCUCGGUGGCUU